AUGAGCCACUCUGUCCACCUGACGGUGCUCGAGCUCCAGCUGAACAUGUACUUCGGCACCGAGGUCGUCAACCGGGUGCUGUUUUUGCGGGAGAACGGCGACUUCGUCCACGACGCCAUCACCCACCCCAGCGCUCGCUUCAUCUUUUACAAUAAGACCGACCCGUUAGUGGUCAAACCCAGCGAUAACAAGCUUGUGAUCCUUACCAAUGGCGACCACCAGUUGAUUAAACUGCCUACGGAUGUGGCGGCGGACGAAGGGCUCGCCCGACACCCCCAGUGGCAGCGGGUCGUCCGCACCUGGAGCGAGCUUAAUAAGCUGAUGGACGCCGAUAUCCGCAACAAAAGCCCCGGGUUCGUAUUUUUGGGUCUCUACGACCAGAGCGUGGGGCUUGAUUUACACCUGUUGAAGAUUUACGACGACGAGCGCUACCUUGAUUUCCAGGGCCGUUACCAAGGGAUCCCCUUCUUUGCCGUCGACGUCACCAACUUCCCCGACGUCGCCGACCUAGUGGUUAACCACGUGAAACAGGCCGUCAAAGGCGACGACGACGCCGAGGUGUUUUUCACCUAUUCUCGCCGCCACUACCUCUCGUUCCCGCACCACGAGGCCGCGCUCUAUAGCCACGGCAAAAUGUACUUGGACUGGCUAUCCCGCAACUUAUUCUGCCCUGGGUGUGGCUCUAAAGUGAUCCCCAUCCACGCUGGCGGCAAACUCCGAUGUACCAACAACUCUAAAAACGAUAAAGAUGACUACCAGUGUCCCGUGCGUGGCGCCAGCGUGUCCAAUUUGUCGUUCCCGCGUACCGAUGCCGUCGUCAUCACUGCUGUUACCAAUACCGACCGGUCCAAGAUCCUUUUAUCGCUUAACAAGCGCCACGCCAACACCAAGAUGUACCUGUGUACUGCGGGUUUCAUGGAGCCGAGCGAGACGGUGGAGGUGGCGACUCGCCGUGAGAUCUGGGAGGAGACUGGGGUCACCGCUAACAGCGUGCUGCUCGUGAUGACUCAGCCGUGGCCGUUCCCGGCUAACCUUAUGAUUGGGUGCAUUGCCACCGUCGAAUUUAAUGGAGAAAACGAGCUGAUCGACUUGGACCACGACGGCGAGUUGAUCGACGCCAAGUGGUUCGACACCCUGGUGGUGCGCAAGCUCGUGUACCCGGACGAGCAGCUGCUCGACGUCGACAUGUUGUUGCCGAUGCCCGAGCUGAUAGCGUUCUCGUUGAUCAAGUUGGUCGUCGACGAGCACCUGAAAUUUAAGCUAUAA
Molecule: messenger RNA, 1266 nt
Organism: Diutina rugosa
Lineage: Eukaryota; Fungi; Ascomycota; Pichiomycetes; Serinales; Debaryomycetaceae
Product: NAD(+) diphosphatase
Exons: 1
Coding region: 1-1266 (421 amino acids)
Biological process (GO): NADP+ catabolic process; NAD+ catabolic process
Cellular component (GO): cytosol
Molecular function (GO): NADH pyrophosphatase activity
Source: RefSeq, a predicted model, not a curated record